This is a messenger RNA of Schistosoma haematobium, 2592 nucleotides long. Its product is annotated as H(+)/Cl(-) exchange transporter 7. Bases 710 to 2158 code for a protein of 482 amino acids. The transcript has 12 exons. Gene Ontology annotation, molecular function: voltage-gated chloride channel activity. Lineage: Eukaryota; Metazoa; Platyhelminthes; Trematoda; Strigeidida; Schistosomatidae. Gene Ontology annotation, biological process: transmembrane transport; chloride transport. Gene Ontology annotation, cellular component: lysosomal membrane; intracellular membrane-bounded organelle. The record is from RefSeq and is a predicted model, not a curated record.
GCAUCUCAGUCUGUAUUUUUCAGGUGGGCCAACAAGACCUUUCAUCGUUCCGAUUUCUUGCCGUCAGAUUAGUUAUAGUAUAUCCGCUUCAUACUCAAAAAUACUCAUUGCUUUAGUUCCACGCGGCAAACGUGGCUCAAUAAAUAUCGAAUAUAAUGCCCUUAAAGUUUCUUCGUUCACGUAAUGAACUGACCGGCAAUUCACAAGGCACCAAGUCUUUAUCCGCGGCAGCCUUAAGGAUACUUGUCCUUUUAAGGACAUUGCUUAUUAUAACUCCUGGAUCUCUCUUGUUUGUUGCUUCAGGUAACAAUUUCAUUUGUCGUGUAGUGAUGCCAAUCUAAUCUACCAAAAUAUUAUCAUUUGCUAAAGCCCAACCUUCUCUUUCAAUGAGAAGAUUUAUCAAUCAUGUGAUGUUUUUCAGCAAAUCAUGCUGUUACCUGGCUGAAAGAUUAUUCCUCUCCGCAAGGACACCUGAAUAGUAUCUUCAAUUAGUUUGAGACUACCUUGUAUACAGGUAACCCACUGAACCUGUCGAUGCUGUUCAACUAAACUCGGUUUCUAAGGGUCACUCACUACCACCCUAAAAGUCAAGAGGACCACACAAUGGACUGCCUACUACCAGUGGUCUUGCAUCUAUGGAGCCUGUUACCAAUCAACUGGUUAGGACAGCACAAAAUAACAUCAGCACCAAGUUACUCUCUUCGCAUCAAUGGUUUCGAUGUUUACUUUGGCUCUGUUCAAAUCACUGACUCGUACCCAUGCGUUCAAAUUUACUCCUGGUGGUCUUGUAAGCUUCGGUACCAUAGAAUCAUUAAACGAUUACAAUGCCUAUGAAAUUCUUAUGUUUUUACUAAUGGGUCUAAUUGGUGGAUUAUCUGGAGCAUUGUUUGUGAAAGCGAAUUCAGUCCUAACAAGAUAUAGACAAAAGAACAUUACAACAAAAUAUAACAAGAUUAUAGAAACCAUUCUGGUCAGUUCGUUAACUACCACUUUAUGUUUUUCAAUAAUGUGGGCUGUUCGUGAUUGUAGUCCAUUAGCAUAUACUAGCAGUUCUUUCCCUCUCAAAAUGAUGUGUGCGGACAACGAGUUUAAUUCAAUUUCCUCACUGUUAUUUUCAACACCUGAACGUUCUCUCCGAACUCUGCUUCACGAUCCUCCAAUGACAUACAGUAUUUCAGUGUUAAGCAUAUUUGUACUCGUAUACUAUUUCUUGGCCUGCAUUACAUAUGGUUUGUCUGUUCCUGCUGGUCUAUUCAUACCAUCUUUGUUGAUUGGUGCUGGCUGGGGUCGAAUCAUAGGACAUUUAAUGCAUACUAUUGAUCCAGUUCAUUUCUCCGAUCCCGGUAAAUUCGCACUGAUUGGAGCUGCUACACAAUUAGGUGGUAUUGUUCGAACGACAUUAAGUUUAACAGUUAUUCUAAUGGAGACAACAGGAAACGUAAUUGUUGGAUUACCUUUGCUAAUGACUUUGACUGUUGCUAAAUAUAUGGGUGAUUGUUUAAGCGAAGGGAUUUAUGAUGAACAUAUUGGAUUGAAUAGUAUGGCUUUACUUCCGUGGACACCGCAUUCACUAUCUAUAACUAAGAGAGCUUAUGACCUGAUGUCUAAUCCAGUCGCGUUUUUAUAUCCUAUUAUGCGUAUUAGUGAAUUAGUUGAACGGGUUACAAAUAAUUUACAUCAUGGAUUUCCAGUUGUAGUGGGUUCCACAGAUUCAUCAAGAUUUUCAUAUGGUACUUUAGUUGGGAUGAUUUCUUUGGAGCAUUUAGCACUACUGUUGCAAAAACGGGCAUUUUUAUCUAAAGAUGGUAAUAUCGUAUAUUCAUUGACCUAUAAAGAUUAUGAUUAUGCUUAUCCAUCCUAUCCAAAGUUAGGUGAUGUUUUAGCUAAUUUGUCAUGUGAUGAUAUGGACGCCUACUUAGACUUGAGGCCAUACAUGUGUGAAGCGCCAUACAGUGUCCCAGGGACUAUGACAAUGACUCGUGUUUACCAUCUUUUCCGUUUAUUGGGUCUCCGGCAUCUACCGGUUGUUGAUAGUCAAAAUCAAGUUCGUGGAAUCAUUACACGGAAAGAUUUAAGACGUUUCAAAUUCGAAUUUGUUAGCGGUGAAUAUCGUGUAGAAGAGUUGAUUUUUUCACGUAAAAAUGUGAUCACUACUUAAGAUCUUUUCCCUUUUUUUUAAAAAACAAACAAACAAAUAAAUAAACAUGAUUUUAAUUAUUUUUUGGAUCUGUUAUCAACAUUGUAUAUUUAUGCUCAUCAUCAGUAUUAACUAACCGGUUCUGAUUCUAUAUGAUUUGUGAAUAAAACAUUUAUUGGAUUCACUGACUGACUAACUAAUAAUAAUAACAAUUAUUUAUUAUUAUUAUUUUCACGUUAUUUACUUUUGUAUGUUUACCUAAUGAAUAUUAUCCUAUUAUUAUUUUGUUUACGGUGAUUUAUUCAUGAAUUCUUAAUUUUAUUAUUAUUAGCCAUUUCUUUUGUAUAAUUGUAUACUUUCAAAUUAAUGAAAUGAAUUAUUAUAUCGUUUAUAUAUUCCCCUCCGAGCACUACUAUAUUAAUACUGAAAUCACGAAUGUAAAAUUAUGUAUACAU